Messenger RNA from Solea solea (common sole), 1956 nucleotides. RefSeq names its product F-box only protein 6-like. NCBI's taxonomy places the organism in Eukaryota, Metazoa, Chordata, Actinopteri, Pleuronectiformes, Soleidae. The transcript is spliced from 6 exons. The record is from RefSeq and is a predicted model, not a curated record. The coding region runs from base 571 to 1314 and encodes 247 amino acids. Gene Ontology annotation, biological process: SCF-dependent proteasomal ubiquitin-dependent protein catabolic process; glycoprotein catabolic process. Gene Ontology annotation, molecular function: ubiquitin protein ligase activity; protein binding. Gene Ontology annotation, cellular component: cytoplasm; SCF ubiquitin ligase complex.
CACUUCAUGGUAUAACCCACGAACAAAGUAACCACAGUGUCUCCUCCAAGUGACGGGUUCCAGUGUAGGUGAAUCUGUGUUGAGGCAGACGCGUCACGUCACCAUUAGUGGCUCUUCCAGCACAGCUCAUGCUGUGUCACUUCCGUAAGACAACGAGCAAAGUUGUUUAGACAGUUGAAACGAUUACAAACGGCCCCUCACAGACAACCAUUAUGGUCUCAGGGGUCUCAAACUUCAAUCUCCAGGUCGGGUCUGGUCAGGACUGUCCAGUAAUGGGUGUUUAUUUACAAUUGUAUCACGAUAUUCAUUAUUAUUGAACGUAAUAUCACAAUAAUAGUGUUUGUUUUGAUUUGGAACUGCAUCUUGUUUGCAAUAAAAACAAUAUUUAUGAUGCAAAGUUUGAGAUGUCUGCCUCAUGGUGAGAAUAGCAAUAGCUAGUUUACAUCUACAAUAAUAAGGCUGUAAGAAAAAAGAGAAAUCGCCAGUCCACCUCACCUGGUGUUAAGUAAAAGCCCAAUCAAUCCCAAUGUCGAUAUAAGGGUGUAAAAAGGUUAUCGAUAAAAUGUAAAGAUGUUCCCCCUUCCACUGGAUAUCGUGGAGGAGAUCUUCCUAAAUCUCCCUCCCGUUGAGGUGGUGCAUACAUGUCGGUUGGUGUGCUCCCAAUGGAAAGAAGUGGCUGACAGUGAAUCUCUGUGGAAGGAGCGGUGUCGAAGAGAAGGGUAUCGCCCCCGUGAUGCGUCCAGCAUAUCCAAGGACUGGAGGUUGUUUUUCUUCCUGUGCAAGCAGAGGAGGAAUCUAAUCAAGAAUCCUAGAGCAGAAUACAAAAUGCAGGGUUGGCAUUUACAGGAGAACGGUGGAGAUAAGUGGAAAGUAGAAGGAGUUAUGGCUCCACAUCCAAAUGAGGCGGUUCAGAAAAACUUUGUGACCUCUUAUGUAAUGUGCAAGAAGACCCAGCUGAUUAAUUUAACAAAGGAAGGUUACAACCCAUCGUUUAUGGAUCACUUCCAGCCAGACAUCAGAAUUUCUGAUUGGUAUGCACCCCGAUUUGACUGUGGCUGCGAGUAUGACAUCUGUGUUGAGUUGUUGAAUCAAAAUAAGAGGCCGAUCCAGACCUUUGAUCCCGAGACUAUUUACUUUGAGCAGUGGAGCGAUAAGCAAUGGAAUCAGAUCACACACGUUUUCCGCAACUACGGCCCAGGUGUGAGAUACAUCCGUUUUACCCACGGAGGGAAGGACACUCAGUUCUGGGCAGGAUGGUAUGGAAUUCGUGUUACUGACAGCUGUGUUGAGAUAUGUCCAGCAGAGGAUAGAUAGCUUCUUGGGCACCGUCUGAUACCAACUGCCUGCCUUUACCUGGAACUGCCUCAGGUCAUAUUUGCCUUAUAUGAUGUAUAGUCAUUUUACAUAUUCAUGGGAUGAUGGAACAGCUAUGAUAAAACCUCCCAGUGGAGCAGCAGCAUAUUAUGUUAAAUGUAGUCGUUUCAGUUCCAAGACCAAAGGGCCAUCAUGUAAUCCCUGAGAAUAGGUCUUCCAUGGCAUUUGAUUAUGAAACAAGAUGCCAUGCACAGUAUCAAAGCAGCUUUGAAGGAGGACAGGUUGGCUCUGAUGUGUUUGCUUCUCAGCUGUAAUCAUUGAAGUCUGGUGAGAGAGUUGUGCGGGUACGAGUCCUGUAUUACUUUAACACAACAAUGUUUAAAAUUAUAUUUAAGCUCAAAUGUGAUGCUCUCUAAUGCUAUUGUAAUGUAAACCCUUCAGAAAUACGUAAGCCAUGAUAACAGAAAAUGUUUUUUUGGACUGCUCUGUAAUAUCAGUUGUUAAAAAUGUAUUGUGCAAAUCAGAUGUAUACUUUGACUGUACUUUUCCGAUACUUGUCCCUGUUUUGUCAAAAAUAGUUAUUACUAGCUAAUAAACUAUGUAUUCACAACAGACAACAUGUAGUAUUUGAAGUGAGGUUUA